AUGGCAUCCAACCAAGACCAAGACCUCGAAGCAUGCCCCAAAACCCUCACCCCCAACCCUCCCAUCAAGGCCGAAGCCUCCAAAGAUCCCAACCUCGUCACCUGGAACAGCCCUAAUGACCCAGGAAAUCCCAAGAAUUGGCCGAGAGGCCUAAAGUGGCAAAAUACGUGGUCGGUUUCGCUUUUCGUCUUCAUCUCGCCCGUGUCGUCAUCAAUGAUCGCCCCGGCCAUGAAUGAUCUCGCGCAGUCGCUGGACAUGCAUGCGGAAAUUGAGAUAUAUCUUUCAUUGAGUAUCUUUAUUCUCGCGUAUGCCAUCGGCCCUGUUUUCUUUGGUCCGGCGUCGGAAUUAUACGGUCGAGUGCGUUUACUCCAACUCAGCAAUGUGUGGUAUCUGGCCUGGAAUCUGGGAUGCGGGUUCGCGAGGACGAAGGGACAGCUUUUUGCGUUUCGGUUUUUGGCGGGGAUUGGGGGGAGUGCGCCGCUGGCUAUUGGAGGGGGGACUAUUAGUGAUAUGUGGUCCGCGGAAGAACGGGGGAAAGCUAUGGGGGUGUAUACUCUGGGGCCAUUACUGGGGCCUGUGAUUGGACCGAUUGCGGGCGGGUUCAUUGCCGAGUAUUCGACCUGGCGAUGGGUGUUUUGGGCUACUUCUGCUGCUGCUGUCGCAGUGCAGGUAGUUGGGGUUUUCUGGUUGAGAGAGUGCCAUCCGGGGACGAUUUUACGGAGGAGACGAGACGUUCUUGCUAAGGAAACAGGAAAUGAGGAGCUUCAUACCGCGGAGAAAGUUGAGACACUCGGCUUCAAGCUCCUUCAUGCGUUUGAGCGGCCGGUGCGGAUGUUCACGACUCAGCCCAUUGUCUUCUGUAUGGCGCUUUAUAUGGCCUAUCUCUUCGGCGUGACGUACAUGAUGUUUGCGACCUUCCCGGAUAUCUGGACCGACGUCUACCACGAGAGCUCUGGGAUUGGGGGCCUCAAUUAUCUCUCCAUCGCGAUUGGAGCGUUCAUCGGGCUCUUCUUUAACCUCAAGCUCGUGGACCGUAUCUACAGGACUCUCAAAGCCCGGAACAAUAAUAUAGGCAAACCCGAGUUUCGAAUGCCGUCGUUGGCUGUGGGCUCGAUCAUCAGUACUAUCGGGCUCUUCUGGUAUGGCUGGAGCAUUGGGAAUACCCAUUGGAUUAUGCCGAAUAUCGGUGCGCUGAUUUACACCAUGGGCACCAUCUCCUGCCUGCAGGGCAUGCAGACGUAUAUUGUUGACAGCUAUCAAACCUACGCAGCUAGCGCUAUGGCUGCCUGUGCCGUGCUGAGGAGUUUGUGCGGCUUCGGAUUCCCGCUGUUUGCUCCCUAUAUGUAUAACGCCCUGGGGUAUGGUUGGGGCACCAGUGUGUUGGCUUUUACGGCCAUGAUUUUCGGAUGGGGAGGGCCGUUUGUUUUCUGGAAAUACGGGCCCCGGUUGCGUGCCAUGUCUGAAUAUGCCUCUGGUUGA
Molecule: messenger RNA, 1479 nt
Organism: Aspergillus welwitschiae
Lineage: Eukaryota; Fungi; Ascomycota; Eurotiomycetes; Eurotiales; Aspergillaceae
Product: MFS transporter
Exons: 2
Coding region: 1-1479 (492 amino acids)
Biological process (GO): transmembrane transport
Molecular function (GO): transmembrane transporter activity
Source: RefSeq, a predicted model, not a curated record